Messenger RNA from Rubroshorea leprosula, 953 nucleotides. NCBI's taxonomy places the organism in Eukaryota, Viridiplantae, Streptophyta, Magnoliopsida, Malvales, Dipterocarpaceae. The record is from the annotation of a GenBank genome assembly.
AUUCAAUCCGAUUGAUCUGACCUAAAUUGAUCCAAUCCAAUAAAAAAUUGAAUCAAAUCGAUAUAAAAUUAGAAAGAAUCCAUGGAGAGGAACAGUUUCAGCAACAACUUGAAAGAGCAUAGUUUAGAGGGAACCAAAACCAUGAGAGAAAAGGAAAGCAACAAGAACCUCAACAGAUCAUCUAAAGAUCAUCCUCGGAGCAGUAACAGCAGCCAUGGUCAUGGAGAUCAAGAUUACCUUGGUGGGUUUUCUUGGCCUCCAAGAUCUUACUCUUGCUGCUUCUGCAAAAGGGAAUUCAGAUCCGCUCAGGCUCUGGGUGGCCACAUGAAUGUUCAUAGGAGAGACAGAGCCAGGUUGAGGCAGUCAUCACCUUCUAAUCAUGGUAACUACCCUCUUCUGAAUCUUAGCCUUAACCCUAACCCUAACCCUAAUUUUUCACCAUCCUCCUUCAUUCCCCACCCAUUUCCUACCACAUUACCUUCCUUGGUUUCUCCUCAUGCUUCUUCCUUGUCUUCACCUUCUCCGGUUGCUUCCCCCAGUAAAAUGAAGAGUACUUGGGCUCUAGAAAGAACCCUUAUCGAUCCUUCAACACACAAAACCUCAGACUUAACCAAUAUGAAGGGUGGGAAAUCCUACUCUGAGCUCAAAGACCUUGAUGCUUUCACAGAAGAAGACGAUGAGUGUAAGUUGUUGAAGAAGGAUGAGAGUAUUGUAAGGUUGGACUUGGAGAUUGGUCUCCUCAGUGAUUCCAAGGAGGAUUUGGACUUGGAACUUCGAUUGGGAUACUCUUGAAUGAACUUUUCUGCAGCUUUUAUCAUCAUCAAGACAUAUUUCCAAGUACUGAGGGCAUUAUGUAUUAUGUGAGAUCAUAACAAGCUGCAGUUAUAUAUGCUUUCUCAAUUCAAUCAUGAAGCUUCGGUACUGCACUUUCUUGCAUGCAUAAGAUGUCUUUG